GUCUCAGCACAAGAUCUCUCCUUCCAGACCUCUGGGCGUCGAUAAUGCAUCAGAAUCACACGACAUCGGCAGAGCCCCGCCCAAGUACAGGCCCAUCGGCUUCAGCUCACCAGCCCUCAGCGGCACUCGUUGAGGAACUGGAGCAGGCCAAGAGGGAGCUCGUCCAGCGAGAUUUUGCCCUUCAGAGCAUCACCAGAAGCCUGCAGAACGUGUCGAGGUUGGCACAGGAUGAUCGGCAGGAGGUGGUCCGGCUGAGACAGGUCCUCAACUCCGAGGGAGGGAGAGGAAACAGCAGCCGCCCGGCCCGGCAGCUGCCCGCCGUCUCUAAGUCUGCCGACGGGACCAGCACGUCGCCUUCGAGCGACAAAGACCGCGACAACAAGCCUGCCAGGGCGCACAAGUACCACGAUGCAGCGGUCGACGACUUCCAUCUGACGCCUCCCCUCAACCACACCCUCUCCGCCAGUCUCUCCGAUCUGUUGCUGCGGGGCAUGCCGUCGAAAGCCAAGAAGGAAGAGCCCACUCGGCCACACGUUAGCCUCGAGAGCCGGAUCAAAUCGUCACACAUCUACCGGCAAUUGGAGGCCCAAAAUCAGAAGUUGACUGAGCACCUGCGAGAGAGCGAGGAGCAGAGGAAGGGGCUUGAAGCGGAGCUUGCUGCCGUCAGGGCACGGUGCAGCACGGCAAAAAAGAGGGCGACCAAGGUGAUCGCGGAGAGGGACAGGCUCCAUCAGAUGUGGAACACACAGAAGGAGUGGGCAGAGAGGCUGGAACAGGGCAGGGAAAAGCUUGAGCAGGGCAAAAGAGACCUUGAGAGACAGCUGAAGCAGCACAUCGAGGUGAGAAGGCGGCGUACACAAAGAGAAGGCAAAAAGCAAUGGCUGCACUGUCCAUAUGCUGGACUGCAGCGCUAUAGUGCAUGCGAGAAAGCCGCAGACGAAACUGCCGCACAGUUGGCGGACGAGAGACAUGCGAUUAUUAGAAAAGACAUGCUCUACGAAGACAUUCUUGCCACUGCAACACGAAAGGUAUAAAGGAGGUCUAGAUAUGCUGUCCUGACGUGGACACUUAUUAGCUUUUCUUGCUUGCAGAUUGAGCGACUGGAGGCCGACCUCACCGCAGCGACGGAGGAGACACGACGAGAAUCUGCAAUGCGAUCCACCAUCGAAAGGCACUCCAAACGCGAGAUUGACACAUGGGACGCCAAAUGCAGCCAGCUGCAGACUACAUGUGAUGAGCUUCAAAGGGCUUUGGAGUCCUUGGCAGCCGAGAAAGUACCUUGCCGAUCCUCAGAGGCCCAGACGAUAGACACGAUAGACACCUUGGCUGGCGACGCUGAGCCUGCCCUCCCCCCUCCAGUUUCUAUUGCUGACGGAUCCACACAGACCGAGAUUAGGGAGCUGUCAGCAGUCCGCUGCCUCGAUUCUUUCUUCCAGUGCCCACAGUGCAGCGGCCCGCUCGACCGUCCCGUCACCUACCUGCCGUGUGGCUGCAGCAUUUGUGAGGGCUGCUUUGUUAAGGGAUUAGAGCGAAAGCAGGGCAACAUGAGCGACAUGGUGUGUGAGGUGUGCUGCGGGACGGUGUAUCGGGCUUUCGAGAAUCCGCCGUUGCAAAGGCUGCAGAAGGAGUGGAAAGAGAGCUCUGCGCCAUAGCAGUGACUAACUGUGCUGGGCCCGGGCAUCUGUGACUGUGUCUGUGCGUUUGACU
Messenger RNA from Vitrella brassicaformis, 1707 nucleotides. The record is from the annotation of a GenBank genome assembly. Lineage: Eukaryota; Vitrellaceae.